AUGGCCUGGCCUGGUGCUCCGUCCUUCUAUGGCUCGGCCUGGUGCUCCGUCCUUCAUGGCCUGGCCUGCGCCCGUCCUCAUGGCCUGCCUGCGCCCGUCUUCAUGGCUCUGGCCUGGUGCCCGUCCUUCAUGGCCUGGCCUGGUGCCCCGUCCUUCAUGGCCUGGCCUGGUGCCCGUCCUUCAUGGCCUGGCCUGGCAGCCCGUCCCAUGGCUCCGGCCUGGUGCCCGUCCUUCAUGGCUCUGGCCUGGUGCCUGGGUCCUUCAUGGCCUGGCCUGGUGCCCGUCCUUCAUGGCUCCGGCCUGGUGCCCGUCCUUCUCAUGGCCUGGCCUGGUGCUCCGUCCUUCAUGGCCUGGCCUUGGUGCCCGUCCUUCAUGGCCUGGCCUGGUGCCCGUCCCGCGGCUCGGGCCUGGUGCCCGUCCUUCAUGGCUCAGCCUGCCCGGCCCCUUCCAUGGCUCUGGCCUGCGCCCGUCCUUCAUGGCUCCGGCCUGGUGCCUGGGUCCUCAUGGCCUGGCCCAGGCCCGUCCUUCAUGGCCUGGCCUGGUGCCCGUCCUUCAUGGUUCGGCCUGGUGCCUGUCCGUUCAUGGCCUGGCCUGGUGUCCGUCCUUGAUGGCCUGUCCUGGCGCUCCGUCCUUCUGGCUGGCUUGGUUCCGGUCCGUGGCCUGGUGGUGUCCGUGUCUUCUCAGGCCUGUCCUGGUGCCUGGGUCCUUCAUGGCCCUGGCCUGGUGUCCGUCCUCAUGGCCUGGCCUGGUGUCUGUCUUCAUGGCUCCGGCCUGGUGCCCGCCUCAUGGGCUUGGCCUGGUGUCCGUCCUCAUGGCUUGGCCUGGGCCCGUCCUCGUGGCUUCCGGCCUGGUGCUCUGUCCAUGGGCUGGCCUGGUGCUCGUCCUCUCAUGGCCUGGCCUGGGCUCCGUCCUUCGUGGCCUGGCCUGGCCCAUCCUUCAUGGCUCUGGCCUGCUCGUCCUUCAUGGCCUGGCCUGGUGCCCGGUCCUUCAUGGCCUGGCCUGGUGCCCGUCUCAUGGCCUGGCCUGGUGCCUGUCCUCAGGCCUGGCCUGUGCCCGUCCUUCAUGGCCUGGCCUGGUGCCUGUCCUUCAUGGCCUGGCCUGGUCCGUCCUUCUCGGGCCUGGCCUGGUGCCCGUCCUUCGUGGCUUGGCCUGGGUGCCCUGGGUCCUUCAUGGCCUGGCCUGGUGCCCGUCCUCAUGGUUCUGGCCUGUGCUCCGUCCUUCUGGUCUGGCCUGGUGCUCCGUCCUUCUGGGCCUGGCCUGGUGCUCCGUCCUGCGGCCUGCCUGGUGCCUGUCCCUCAUGGCCUGCCUGGUGCCCGUCCUUCAUGGCCUGGCCUGGUGCCUGUCCUUCAUGGUCUGGCCUGGUGCCUGUCUUCAUGGCCUGGCCUGGUGCCCGUCUUCAUGGCCUGGCCUGGUGUCCGUUCUCAUGGCUUGGCCUGGUGCUCCGUCUUUCAUGGCCUGGCCUGGUGCCCGUCCCAUGGCCUGGCCCGGCCCGUCCUUAUGGCCUGGCCUGGUGCCUGUCCUGUGGCCUGGCGGUGCCUGGGUCCUCAUGGCUCGGCCUGGUGCCUGUCCUCAUGGCCUGCCUGGUAA
This is a messenger RNA of Homarus americanus (American lobster), 1587 nucleotides long. Its product is annotated as foot protein 1 variant 2-like. The record is from RefSeq and is a predicted model, not a curated record. Lineage: Eukaryota; Metazoa; Arthropoda; Malacostraca; Decapoda; Nephropidae. Bases 1 to 1587 code for a protein of 528 amino acids. The transcript has a single exon.